AUGACCUGGGAUCAAUUUAAAGAGAUCUUCUAUGAGAAAUACUUUCCUCAGUGCUUUAGAAACAAAAAAAAAGUGCCAGAGUUCGAGCAGUUGAAGCAAGGCAACAUGUCUGUAGCUGAGUAUGAAGCUAAAUUCACUGAGUUAGCCCGAUUUGCUCCUCGCAUGCUGGACGCGGAUUAUAAGAAAGCUCAAAAAUUUGAAGGAGGUUUGAAUCUAGACGUGUUUGAUCAACUUGGUGUAUUGAAAUUGCCCAAAUAUAUGGAUAUACUUGAUAGAGCCCUGAUGAAUGAAGCCAACCUAGCGGCUAUGAAACAGACCAAGGCUCCAACAACUGAAUGGGGAAGUAAAAGAUCUGGGUACAAUUUCAGAAAGGGUCAUUCAUUUGCUACGAAUAAGAAGCAAAACACAAGGUCUACUAGCAGCUCAAGCCAAAGUAGUGGAUCUACACCUGUUUGUUCUGAAUGUGGAAGAAAACAUAAGUGUGUCUAUUAUUGUGCAUCUGGUGCUUGCUUCCUGUGUGGCAAGGUUUACCACAUGAUGAAAGAUUGCUCACUCAAUGAGACUGCCAACCGUCCGGUGGCAAGUUUAGCCGGAUCCACUCCUACACCAAGAACUAAAGCUAGAGUUAACACUGGAAAGGGAAGUGUGAGACAAGGCCAAGUUUUUGCACUUGUGCCUGGGGACGUCCAGGACACCGAGUCUGUGGUGUUAGGUAGCACUAAUGUAGAGAACAUCCCUGUAGUCAAUAAAUUUCCCGAUUUGUUUCUAAAUGAACUACAUGGUGACUUGAUUGAUAGGGAAAUUGAAUUUACCAUUGAAGUAGUACCUAGAACGCAACCUAUUUCCAAAACCCCAUACCGAAUGUCAACCUCCGAAUUGAAAGAACUCAAAAUCUAG
This is a messenger RNA of Camellia sinensis, 897 nucleotides long. NCBI's taxonomy places the organism in Eukaryota, Viridiplantae, Streptophyta, Magnoliopsida, Ericales, Theaceae. The record is from RefSeq and is a predicted model, not a curated record.